Micropterus salmoides (largemouth bass) is the source of this 3061-nucleotide messenger RNA. RefSeq names its product TRIO and F-actin binding protein b (gene triobpb). Bases 403 to 2019 code for a protein of 538 amino acids. Gene Ontology annotation, cellular component: actin cytoskeleton. Gene Ontology annotation, molecular function: actin filament binding. The record is from RefSeq and is a predicted model, not a curated record. Lineage: Eukaryota; Metazoa; Chordata; Actinopteri; Centrarchiformes; Centrarchidae. Gene Ontology annotation, biological process: actin filament organization; positive regulation of substrate adhesion-dependent cell spreading. The transcript has 13 exons.
CAGGAAGUGGUUGAGAGAGAGAGAGAGAGGAGCGAGCAAAGACAGUCAGAAGUGUGUCGUGAGCUACCCGCAAGUUGUCGGAAAGUUGUGAAAUUAUUGGGCUACUUUUAAACACCAACAGCGAGUCAACGUUUAGUCGGACGAAUGUACUCUCCCCUUAAGACUGGAUAAAGGAAAUCUGCCAUGGACGGUGGCGCCUCGCUUGAUUAGGUUAACAUGGGUAUGAAUGGCGGGGGUUUAUCAACUUUCGCAUAAAGCCAGUGUCCUGCGAGAUAGUAAGGUUUUUGCGCGAUAGGUUUAGCUAAACAGAGAAGUGAACUUGAGAGCAAGGAGGGUUAUAUUUGCGAGAGGUAACGGUGCUUUUCUUUUGUCUCUAUUUUACCCUCUCUGGAUCCUGUUAUCAUGACGCCGGACCUCCUAAACUUCAAAAAGGGAUGGAUGUCCAAACUGAGCGAGAGUGGAGAGUGGAAGAAGCAUUGGUUUGUUUUGACUGAUGCUGGACUGAAGUACUACAGAGACUCAAGUGCAGAGGAGAAAGAUGACUUAGACGGGGAGAUUGACCUAAAAUCCUGUGUGAAGGUGUCUGAGUUUGAUGUGGAGAAGAACUAUGGGUUUCAAAUACAGACGCAGGAGGCCGCAUUCACGCUGUCUGCCAUGACAGCUGGGAUCAGGCGGAAUUGGAUAGAGGUUUUAAAGAAGUCUAUCCGGCCCAGCAGCUCCCCAGACCUCACACAAUUACCUGACAGCAGCAGUGACAAGGAAAACUCCCAUUCUCGCUUUCCACUGUCUUCCCGUCGCCCGUCAUCACGCCUUGGCGACCAUCAGUCAGCAGUUCCGACCUCUGCCCCUCCUGCCCAGCGUAGGUUUGACUAUGUUGAGCUGUCCCCUGUUCCUGCCUCCCCCGGCCCUCUCCCAGCCAGUCAGAGAGAAGCAGGGGAGGGUCAGGGGAGGGAGCACAGCCAAUGGCAGGAGGAGAGGAACACAAGCAGCCAGUGGGAGGCUGUCUUGUCCAGGAAGGGCACUGGCGUGGGAUCGAACCAAAGGCUAUGCCCAGAGGAAGAAAUUGAGAAAAAGUGGGCUGAGUUUGAGCGCAUGCCGUUAAAGGAGAUGAGCUCCUUACCGCCAAUGGGAUCACGGUCUUCCAGCCAGUCAGCCAAUGAGGCGCUGCAGAGGGAGGUGGCGUCACUGAGGCAGCAGCUGGCGCAACUACAGGGAGGAGGGGGAGGGGGAGGAGGUGUGAAAGGUGGCUGUGGCCCUGAGGCCCCCUGCGGCCGCAGCCUGGCAGCCAUGGAACGUGCACAUCGACAGGCGCUGGAGGAGCUGCAGCGGCAGCACGAGCGCCAGCUCAAGGGGCUAGAGUCUGAGAAGGACAGGCUGCUGCUGGAGGAGACCCAGGACACCGCACGAGUAAUGGAGGCUUUGAAGAAGAAACACAAAGAGGAACUGGAGAGAGUCAAAAGGCUGAGCAGUGGGGCGCUAGAUCUACAGACGUUACGAGCCCACCAACAAACAGAAAGUCAGGCCUUGCAGAGAGAGCUGGCUGGACUGUCUGAGCACUACUCCCAGAAGUGUCUGGAGCUGAACCAAGCCGAGCAGAGCAACGCUGAGAGGGAGAGGGAGAUCAGCCGCAAGGAGAGAGAAAUGGAGCAGCUGAGGAAAGAGAACCAGGACUUAAAGGCCCGUUUGAAGGAGGAGAUCAGUCGUAUGCGAUCUGCUAUCGCAGAUCAGGGGUCAGAGGACAACAAAGACGGGACGCCCUGUGAACUCCAGGUUCUUCUCAGGGUGAAAGAAAAUGAGAUGGAGUACUUACACAAGGAGAUCAGCUGCCUAAGGAAUGAACUGCAGUUUCUUAGCACGGAGAAACGGCUGGCCUGUGAGCGAUAUACAGAGAUGCACGAGGAGCUGAGUGUGAUGAAGGGCCGGAGCGAACGAGAGAUCCAGAGUCUAAAGGAGCACUUGAGGCUGGCCAUGGCUGCUCUGCAGGAGGGGCAGAAGCUGGGUAACAGCCUGGACCACUGAGAGUCUGCUGUUGGUACUGAUGCUCUGGCAGACAGUGACAGGUGAGCCUGCAACAUGGUGACUGAAUCAAAGAGGUAUGCAGAAAAGCAGAGGAGAUGGUUGUUGUACAGUUCCGGCUGUGUGGGGACCACGAUAGUGCCUUAGUUUUCAAUCAUUCUGCCAAUGAGCAGUAUAGAGUAGCUAUUAGCUGGUUUCAUUACACUGGGCCACACAUGAUAUAUAAAACUGCACUUUUCAUUUUUUAUUAUAUAGCUUUUGUCUGCUUUUAGUACAAGCGUGUAUGAGUGCCCAUUUGGUCUGAAAACUGGAAUAUCUGUUGAGUGACUUAUUUUUUUUUAUCAGGUAUUGUAGAUAAAGAGUUCAUACUGUAUCAGCUUUUUUUUGGAUAAUCUUCUCAUUGCCUCUGUGUCUUCUGCCUGAGACAGCAGGGGUCUAGACCGUUACAUAAGAGCUACUGUCAUCUCUGUUUUUUUAAAAUGUUGUACAGCUUUUGAGUCAUGUUUACUCUGUGAAAAUGGCACACGUUUCUUUAGAAAUGGGAGCUUAUCAUUUGCUGUAAUAAAUUUUGUUUUUACCUGGAAAACAAGUGUGCUUCUGUAGUAUUGUGUUUGUGAAUAUGAAAUUCUGAAAAACUAUAUUGGGAUUUAUACAGGACAAGACAGCAAAGGUUCCUUAUUUCUGAUAGGAUGGAUUGGAAAUUGAUCUGUUUUUGUAUAGAAGCAAAUUCAGGCUCAAUUUUCUUGCGGGGAUGCUUAUAAAAGCUGUUUGAUGAAUGUUGUCCCACGUCUUUGUCUUUAGUUUUCAACUCCAAACUUCCACUCACCCCUGAUCAUUAUCGGCAUUUAUGUGCUGCCACCACCACAACAAAUGACAGGUGUUGCAUCGAUGAGCCAAUUUUUUUAUUGACAGUAUGAAUUGUGAUAAAAUGACUUAACUACCUGCCUUUUGAAAAUAUUUACAUAUUUAAUGUACUGUAGAUGCUGUAUCAUCUUUGUAAAUUAUACACACUUUUUUGCAAUCAAUAAAAUAAGUUCAACAGAAA